AUGAGUACACACUUUCUUUGCCAGUUAAAAAAUAGGAAGCUUAUUCAAGUUUCAGGAGAAGCUUCCUUUAAAUUCCUUCAAAGUUUAACUACGAAUGAUUUAAAUAAAAUAAUAAAUGAAAAGGAUUUUAUUAUAAAUAAAAUUUUGCCUAAAAAUAUAUUAUUUAAUAAAAUUGAAGAUGGAAAAUACCAAAUUAGCAACUCUAAUACAAAGCAUAAAAAAUUGAUAACUGGCUUGCCUUCAUUAUUUUUAUCAAAUAAUGGGAAAAUAUUAUUUGAUUGUAUCAUAUAUAAUAUAAAAUAUAUUUAUGAUCAAAAUAUAUUUCCUACAUUUUAUAUUGAUUGCAAUGCAAACACAUUGAACACAUUAUUAAAUAUAUUAGAAAAGAGAAAGUUAUCAUGUGAUGUCGAUUUUAAAGAGAUGAAUAAUAUUGCUGUUUAUCAGCUCUUACCAUGUAUAUCAUUAUUGAGUCAGAAAAUUUGCUAUAAUAAUACAAAUAAUUCUAAUAAGCAAAAUAGCAAAAAUUAUAAUGAAGAUUAUGAAGAUUUUCUAAAUACUUGUAACGAUCUCUUAGAUAUAUCUAAUAAUGAAGGCGCAUUUUUCUUUUCUAAAGAUCAAAGGCAUGAUUUAUUGGGUUAUAGAAUUUAUGAUAUAAUAGAUAAAGAGACAAAUUUUAUCAAUGAAUAUAUUAAAUGUAAUACAAAAAAUGAUAAAACUUUAGCAAGCUGUAAAGGAAUACAUACGCACAACAAUAACAACAUUAAAAACACUUACAGCUUUAAAAAUGAAACAUCUGAUUUACUGAACAAAUUUGAAAAGGAAGAAAAAGUAAAACUUACAAAUACUUUGUUAUAUGAUUUCUUUAAACUCAAUUUAGGAGUUAUUGAAAAUUUAUAUGAUUAUUAUACUUUUUUUAAUGGUAACAAAAUUAUUAGUGAUGAUGGUAUAAAUUCGACUAACAAUAUCAAUUACAACAAUAGCAAUAAUUUGAAUAGUUUAAAACCAAUAAAUAGUAGAGAUAUGUUUACCUUUAAAGACUUAUCUCCUUUUGAUAUAAACUAUGAUAAACAGAAUUAUAUAUCAAAAGAUAAAGGUUGUUAUAUAGGACAAGAAGUAAUAAAUAGAACUAGAAACAAAUUGCUUAUAAAUAAAUAUAAACUAUCACUUUGUAUUAAUUAUAAUUAUUAUGAUAUGCUUAUGGAUAACCAACACAAUUUAGAUAAACAUAUAUACAAAGAUUUCUCUCAUUACAAAUAUAUUCAACAUAUUAAUAAUAAUCAUUUAUUUAAGUCGUCAUUUUUUUUACUCCAAAAUAUCAUGCAGAACAACAAAAAGGUCAUUAACUACAAGCAUAAGCACGAUGUAAUUAUUCAAAAUGACGAUAUAGAUAGCGACCAAGCGAAUAAUAUGAUUAAAAUUGGAUAUAUAUACUUUUAUAACAAUGUAAUGGGUUUAUGUUUUUUAAUAAAUAAAAAGAUAGCGCAUAUAAAAAAUAAUGUGUAUCAUCAUUCUUCAAAAAUAUAUAUGAAAAGCAGAUCCAGUGACACAUGCCAAAGAAUUUCGCUUAUACAUUUCUAA
Plasmodium berghei ANKA is the source of this 1578-nucleotide messenger RNA. RefSeq names its product aminomethyltransferase, putative. Gene Ontology annotation, cellular component: mitochondrial matrix. The coding region runs from base 1 to 1578 and encodes 525 amino acids. Lineage: Eukaryota; Apicomplexa; Aconoidasida; Haemosporida; Plasmodiidae. The transcript has a single exon. The record is from RefSeq and is a predicted model, not a curated record.